Molecule: messenger RNA, 4276 nt
Organism: Mya arenaria
Lineage: Eukaryota; Metazoa; Mollusca; Bivalvia; Myida; Myidae
Exons: 14
Coding region: 162-2252 (696 amino acids)
Source: RefSeq, a predicted model, not a curated record
GUCCUCUGUUGUAAUAGUGCACAGUUUGUUAUCCUCCAUCAAAUAAAUAUUUGAUGGAAUAUUUUUGUUUCGUUUUGUUUAAUAGUAUAUUACCUACAAAUUUUGUAUACAUUCUUCUAUCUGCAGUUUAAAGAUUACACGAGCAAGAGGCAGACGAGAAGAUGGAAGGGGCAAUAGAAAACAAUGAUUCAGGGACGAGCUUAAAAUUUAUCAAGAGUCAGUGUGAAGGGGAAAGUGCAAAGGCAUUUCACUUACAGAUGAGAGAUAGCAUCGAGGAAAUGAUACAACAGCUACUGCAUUCGUUUGACACAGUUAACCAGAUGGUCAAUGCAUCAUUGAAAUUCCUGGAGGCCCGGCUGUUACACUUUGCAGUCAAAUUCAAAAACACCCCAAAGGAGAAUAACACCGAAAUGUUAGAACAACCACAGCAUGCAAUGUCACCAAAGGGAGAUGACUCUUACACAGCCAUAUCAGAUCAGUCAAAGUAUGAGUGUGUUUGUGAAAGUGUCUCCACCAGUUUCAACGGUGAAACGCAUCGACAAGGAACACUUUGUUUGAACUCUUCCCCAGUCGCAACCACACUUAAAGGCCAGAGUAACGACAGACACGGGAGAAGGUCCGAUAAAGAAAAGCAACGUUUUAAAAUGUUCUUCGAUACGUUGAAAAGUUUACAGCUACCGAUUACACAACUAGUGUUCUUAUUGACCAUGUUUUCUGAAGCAGUUCACGGAUGUGCAGGCCACAUUGUCCAAACGGCAGCAGUAGGAAUGCGUGCUUCAAUUGAAUGCGACAGAAAAGAAAUACUCAAUUUACGGUCUUCUCCAGUAACAAUUUCAACGAUUGAAAAUAGAACUGUUACGUGGGCAGAUGCAGGAGCUUAUAUUUGCAAAGAAACUAAACAAACUUCGGUCAAUUUGGAGGUUACUUUUCUUGCGCCGCUCUUUCAAAAUGAUCGUUUGUCCUACAUAAGUUUUCCACUGGAGAAAACGCAAAGCCUUAUGAUUCAGUUGUCGUUCAAGCCAUUUUCAACAGACGGUUUGGUUGUAUACAUUGCCAACGCUACUGAUGAAAGACCAAGUGCUACGUUCGCACAGGAAGGGGGAUAUGCAAUGCUGCGUUUGUACAAAGGAUCUGCUUUUACUAUGAUCAAAGGGAAGCAACUACUGUCCGUGAACGAAUCGCAUACGAUCUAUUUCAGUUUCGAUAGCAGUGAAGCUACUAUGGGGUUGGACCAGUAUCAACCGGAAGUAAUUUCUCUGCCUAAAGACCUUUAUCAGGGUAUUGGUGGUAGGGUGUACAUAGGCGCGUCCUUAUAUCUCACAACUAUGGACAAUUCGAAAGGAUUUGAAGGCAUUGUCAGUGAGUUCAGGCUAAACAAUCGACUUGUAGACAUGGGAACGGAGGCCCAGGAUAUAGUUGGCAUAGUAAACUACAAUGCCUGUUCUGAGAACGCUUGCGAAAAUUACAGUGUGUGCAUACCAACCAAUAAUAAAGAGGGAUAUGUCUGUAUCUGCCCCGACAAUCAUACAGAGAACAUUGGUUGCCAACUUGCGAGAAAAAGUUGUUCUUACCAUUAUAACGACACCAUUAAAGAGGAUAUCGUGAUAACCUGGAACUCGACUGAUGGACAUAUAACUUAUGUCAAUGUGAAUAAUACGAACAUUGCUAGUUGUACACCGCUGCAUAAAGAUCCAGAGUUAAAUUCCAGAAUAAAUAAUACUUGGUACAACGCAUCAUUUAGAAAUGGUUUCUGCGAACUUAGUAUAAGUCAUUAUCUACUAUCUUCUGGACGAAUGCUUGUUAAAGUGGAGUCUAGUACCUUUGGCCUCAACCAUGUUUUUGUUAACGACAACCAAGUCAAUUGCAAGACAUCUGUAAUCGCUUUUAUAUACAUCCAAGGCGGAAAGGACGAUUCGCCUAAGGAUUUAGAGACACAGCACCCUUUUACUCCUUUAGUUACACUUAUUAUUAUCAUGUCCACGCUAUUUUUAGUGACAGCAAGCGUCAUAGCAAUUUGGAAACGUCGAAGUAUAAUUUGCUACUGCCGAAAAGGACGUAAAGAAAGCAAUGUUGGAAAUGAUCCAGGUGGUGAAAGUCACGCCCUCAAUGGUGAAAGUCACGCCCUCAAUGGUGAAAGUCACGCCCUCAAUGGUGAAAGUCUCGCCCUCAAUGAUCAACCUGUUAGGAUAAAUGGCAACCAAGUUACAUACCAUCUCAACCAGGAACCCAUGGAUGACGAAGAUCAGGAAUGAAUUAACUAAUGUCGUGAUUGUUCUUAACUCUUGCUUCGAAGUACUGUUCGUCUCGUUGAGUGCCUCUAAUGUUUAAUGCUAGUGUAUAUGCACAAGUUCAUCGUUUGAAAGAGCUUACGCUUACUAUGGGAUAUCAAGGAAGUGAGCAUCAGAAAUCGAAUUAAAACUUUAGAACUCAAAUAAACAUUGUGUAACAGUAUAAAAUACAAUACAUGUAUUUGUUCGAGAUUCAUUUUUGGCAGCCAAGACUGGCAAGACGACUUCAUGUACAACUAGCUACAUGUGAAAAUUAAUUUAGCCUAACAUAGUUAGAAUGUAGCUUUUUGUUGUAUCGUUAGCAAGACAAAUGUAUUGCUUCAAUGUUUUGCGGGUCAAGUGUUAGUCAAGGUGAGACUAUUUUCCAAAAUAAAGUAUCAAUAAGAGUUGCAUUCAUCAUUUAAUAAUACAUUCACUUACAUGUCCUUGAAAAAGCAUUUAAUGUAUAGUAUAUACUGAACAUAAUCAUAGUUAAAUUAGGCUUUUUGGUUUGUCUUCGUAGUUGAAUUAUGAACUGGUUAAAGCAUAGACAUAGGCGAGUUUAGAGACGUUGUUUUAUACUUGCACAAAAAUAAUGAAAAUCAUAAUAUGAUAACUAUUUCUUUUUGAAAAGCUUAAGCGUUUGCAGUAAAACAGUGUUUUCUUCUGUUGUUUGUUUUCUCUUUAAUAGUUAUCCGAUUGUCUCUUCUAUUUCGCUUUUGUAAGUAGACAUCGUGAGAACUCCUAUAAUUUCAGUAGAAAUCAUACUCAUUAAGAACUUCUAUGUUAAUAUAGAUUUCCGUCUUAAGUGAGUAUUUUUGUUGGUAUUGUUUUGGUAAUGUGUUAUUUGUUUGUAUUGCCUUAUUUUGCUACCUUUAACAUUUCCUAUAUUGAUCUAUUUGAAUAGCUAGCUAUAUAUAGGUAAAUAAUAUAAACGACAGUUUGUUUUAUUUCAAGACACAAACACAAAAAGUUUUGAAUUAUUGAAUGUUUAAAUAUUGAUUGUCUUAAAUGUUCUCCGAAUCGAUAUCCAUAAUCUUUGUGUUGCAAUGUAUAUAUGUAUGAAUACCUGUCAUGCAUUUUUAAACGAAGAACAUGCAUUGAAAAAACAUAUAUGUGAUACUUACAAUUUAAAAGGCCCAUUCACGCUGACAGUAAGCAUAUUUUAGAAUGUGUAGAUAAAAUUGAACUAUUUUUAAGGUUUAAUGUUUAAUGCCAAAUAUUGUUUUGGAAACCUAAAGUGCUUUCCAAUUCUCUUGCUUUAAAAAUAAACUGCCAUUUAUACUAUUAUUUUUAGGUCACAAAUAUAGUUUAAAACUCAACAAUAUCUGGCCAGGGAUUUUAAGAAUUGGUGUUUAAAAUAAACAACUUUAACACAUAUUUCUUUGAACAAAUGCAUUUAAUAUAACAACGAAAUGCUAUUUAUUAAAAAAAUAUUUGAUUUUAGAAACACCUUAUAAAAUGUUUACGUGUUCUUUUAUCAUUCAAAAUGAAUCCAGUAUUCUUUAUUUCUUAUAAAGGGACAUAACACAAAUAUUAAUUGUUCCCGGUGUUUUAUUGUUAAGGCUUAUUGCAUAAAUUUAGGAGUGUUCACACAUGAAAUUGUUAUAAUUGUUUAAUUUUUUUUAAGAUGUAUUCUUUAUUUGCAAUUUUUUUUCUUGUUUGCUUAUGAGUAAUUUCUACAUGUAUAUCAUGGAUGUAUUCGCGUGCAUUUUGACAUAGCUUAAACGUUCACUUUCUUUCCUAAAUAACCUUUUUACUACAGCUCUAAGUGUAUAAUACUUUGUGUGAAAUGACUUUCGUUAUAAAUAGUUUAAAUCGUGCAUCUAAUUCUUGCCGUUUAAAAAUUGAAAAUAGUGUUGCAAGGUGUUUAUAUCUUUCAUUUAAAUGCCAGUUGUAUAAGAUAGAGUGUUUUUAUAUUUCAUUGAAAUGUCAGUUAUAUAUGGUAGAGUGUUUACAUAUUUCAUUGAAAUGCCAGAUAUAUAUGUCAGAAUGUUUACAUGUUUCAU